Molecule: messenger RNA, 2661 nt
Organism: Talaromyces rugulosus
Lineage: Eukaryota; Fungi; Ascomycota; Eurotiomycetes; Eurotiales; Trichocomaceae
Exons: 7
Coding region: 1-2661 (886 amino acids)
Biological process (GO): nitrate assimilation; nitric oxide biosynthetic process
Molecular function (GO): molybdopterin cofactor binding; heme binding; molybdenum ion binding
Source: RefSeq, a predicted model, not a curated record
AUGGCCACGAUAACUCAGAGUAUCACCAAGUAUGAGCGCUUACUCAGUAAUGAAAACAAGCUGUAUCCAACUAUAUCACCUUUGAUCACAACCACGGAGAUCGAAGAAGAUGGGAAUACCAAUACACCAGUCAAGGCCGAGCCGUUACCCGAUAUCCCACUACCUCCGCCAUCAAAGGUUCCUACAGAAGUCCUAAGCAUCGAUAAGAAUACGCCGGACCAUCAUGUACCACGAGAUCCACGACUGAUUAGACUGACUGGCGUGCAUCCUUUUAAUGUUGAACCGCCGCUGACAGCCCUCUUUAAUGAAGGGUUUUUGACACCUCCCGAGCUAUUUUAUGUUCGGAACCACGGCCCAGUGCCUGAAGUGCGCGACGAGGACAUUCCGUCGUGGGACAUCAGUAUAGAAGGGCUAGUUGAAAACCCCAUCGUUUUAAGUUUCAAACAGGUCCUAUCAGAAUUUGAUCAAAUUACUGCUCCUGUCACUAUGGUUUGCGCUGGGAACAGGCGCAAGGAGCAGAACCAAGUUCGGAAAUCCAAGGGAUUCUCCUGGGGCGCUGCCGGUGUUUCCACUGCGCUCUUCACGGGUCCAAUGAUGGCUGAUAUUAUAAAACGAGCGAAACCUUUGAGAAAAGCAAAGUUUGUUUGUAUGGAAGGGGCUGAUAAACUGCCAAACGGAUAUUAUGGAACGUCGGUCAAACUGAACUGGGUUCUGGACGUUAACCGAGGAAUUAUGCUGGCUCAUAAAAUGAACGGCGAGAGUCUUACUCCGGAUCAUGGCCGCCCAUUGCGAGCGGUAGUGCCUGGACAGAUCGGCGGACGAAGUGUGAAGUGGCUGAAAAAACUGAUUAUCACCGACAAGCCGAGUGAUAAUUGGUAUCAUAUUUAUGACAAUCGAGUUUUACCAACGAUGAUCACUCCUGAACAAUCGGCCCAGGAGCCUAAAUGGUGGACCGAUGACCGAUACGCUAUAUAUGAUUUAAAUGUGAAUUCAGCCGCUGCAUAUCCACAACAUGAUGAAGAACUACGUUUGUCUACCGCUGGUGCUACAUACCCAGUUAGAGGUUAUGCCUAUGGUGGAGGUGGAAGACGCAUCAAUCAAGUAGAGAUUUCACUAGACAAAGGCCGAUCCUGGCGACUGGCAAACAUAGACUACCCGGAAGAUAAAUAUCGUAAUUUCGAAUCAAAUUUAUUUGGCGGCCGGGUAGACAUGUAUUGGCGCGAGGCAUCUUUCUGCUGGUGUUUCUGGAACCUCGACAUUGCUAUCGCCGAUUUGAAGGAGAGUGACGCAAUAUUGAUUCGAGCUAUGGAUGAAUCUCUCAAUAUCCAACCGCGAGACAUGUAUUGGUCUGUUCUGGGAAUGAUGAAUAAUCCCUGGUUCAGGGUUGCAAUCAUCAAAGAAGGAGAUGAUGUGCUUCGGUUUGAGCACCCAACGCAGCCCGCUCUUAUGCCCGGUGGCUGGAUGGAGCGGGUUAAAAAGGCCGGAGGAGACCUGGCAAAUGGCAACUGGGGUGAAAAACCGAGUGAUGAUGUUGACUCUGCGGCCGAAAAUCAAAAGCCUACUGAAGAAAUUUCCAUGAAGAAAGAAGGCAUCAACCGAAGCAUCAGCAUCGAGGAACUAAAGGCCCACGAUUUGCCUACAGAGCCCUGGUUUGUCGUGAAUGGAGAGGUUUAUGAUGGGACGAAGUUCUUGGAGGGCCAUCCUGGUGGUGCCCAAAGCAUCAUAUCAGCAGCUGCCACAGAUGCAUCAGAAGAAUUUCUUGCUAUUCACAGUGAAACGGCCAAAGCGAUGAUGCCCGACUACCACAUUGGGACUCUUGAUGAGAAAGCCAGGGAAUUUUUAAAAAAUGACUCGCAAAAUUCUUCUACUUCGCAAAGCCCAGAUGAGAAAUUCCUUCAACCAAAAGUGUGGAAGAAGGCUGAGCUGUGCGUGAAAAAGUCGGUUUCAUGGGACACUCGCAUCUUCACAUUCAAACUGGAACACGAGUCUCAGAGCCUUGGUCUUCCUACAGGCCAGCAUUUGAUGGUGAAACUGAAAGACGCCUCUUCCGAAUCCAUUAUCCGCUCAUACACCCCUAUCUCGCAAACAAAUCAAAUAGGCACUCUUGAUAUACUUAUCAAGAUCUAUUUCCAAACCGAGACCUCCAAAGGUGGCAAGAUGACCAUGGCCCUUGACAAACUGGCUAUUGGCGACAAAGUCGACAUUAAAGGACCAAUUGGAAAGUUGACCUACGUUGGCAACGGCCGCGUCCUAUUGAACGACAAAGAGCGAAUCGUGAAGUCAUUCCGCAUGAUUUGCGGCGGAAGUGGCAUCACACCUAUUUUCCAAGUCCUGCGAGGAGUGAUCCAGGACCCCACAGACCCAACAGAAUGCGUCGUUCUCGAUGGUAAUAGACUGGAAGAGGACAUUUUAUGUCGAGAGGAGCUCGACGCAUUUACCUCUACGGGAGACCCGCGCUGCAAAAUUGUGCAUACCUUGACAAAACCUUCCAAGGAUUGGAAGGGCUUGACAGGUCGUAUAUCAGAGGACCUGCUCAAACAAUACGCAGCACCGAGUGAACAGAGCUUGGCGCUGAUUUGCGGACCACCGGCGAUGGAGAGUUCUGCAAAGCAGAUUCUGUUGGCACAGGGAUGGGAUGAAAAUGAUCUCGUCUUCUUUUAA